GCCGGGGUUCAUGAACAGGGCCCUGGUGAGCCUCCGACAGAAGUGUUGGGUGCCGCAAGCCGCUCGCAAGAUUCGCUCGCUUGUGGCAAGAUGUCAGACCUGUAGGGUGCGGAAGGGGAAGCCACAGACGACAAGAAUGGCUCCGCUUCCGUUGGCCCGAGUCACUAUGCUCGAAGGCGCCUUUCGGGCGACUGGUAUGGACUAUUUCGGCCCGAUGAAGGUGAAACGGGGGAAGACAGUGUCGAAGAUCUGGGGCGUACUGUUUAGGUGUCUAGCCACGCGUGCCGUGCACAUAGAGCUGACGGACAGCCUGGACACUGACGCGGCCCUGAUGGUGAUAUCAAGAUUCCAGGCGCGACGAGGAAACGUGCAAGAACUAUGGUCAGAUAAUGGCAAGAAUCUCACCUCGGCAAACAAGGCUCUGAACAAGCAACUCAGAGCGCUGAACCAAGACCAGAUGAUGGCAAAGCUGUCUCUGGAGGGAAUCAAGUGGCGAUUCAUCCCGCCGUCCGAUCCUGAGGCAGGUGGCGCUUGGGAGCGCGCCAUUCGUACGGUGAAAGACACGCUAAAGAUCGUCUUGAAGGAGCAGACCCCGCGGUUCGAGGUGCUACAGACGGUCAUGGCAGAAGUGGAGAAAAUCAUCAAUUCGACGCCGCUGUUCCACGUCCCAGUGGAUGCAGCUGAUGACGAUGUGCUCACGCCGUUCCACUUCCUCAUCGGCCGCGCUACCCCUGCUUACCCGGUGGGCUCGCAGGUGCAAAGCAGUGAGUGUCUUCGUCGAAGAUGGAAGCACGCUCAGGUGCUAGCCGACCAUUUCUGGAGAAGAUGGGCACGAGAAUAUCUCCCUACGCUAGCAAACAGAUCGAAGUGGAUCCAGUCGUCUCGCAACGUGGAGGAGGGAGACGUGGUGAUCGUUGCAGAUCCUCAGCAUCCCCGUGGACUGUGGGUCAGAGGAGUGGUCACGGACACUGUGCGUGGCCCUGAUGGAGUGGUGCGAUCGGCUCGCGUGCGGACGGUGCAUGGAGUGCUGCACCGCCCCGUUCGCAAACUCGUAGUGCUACAAGUACUUCGCUGUACAUAAGAUGUGCCUAUCGCGAGCCAUCCGUGCCGCGAGUGAAGUAAUAGAACAUGCCAGCCGUCACAUAUUGUCUCAACAUGCAUUGUUGAGAGAGGCCGGGGUGUGACGGACCAGAUACGUUUAUAUAUCGAUAAAUAUCUUCCAGUGGAAGAGCUGAUGAUGAAUCAAAUAUUUCGCCACAUUGGAAGAACCUUUAAACGUGUAUUUGUCUCGCGGAUUUUAUUUUUAGUUGUUUGGUGCGACCGCUGAACUUUGCAAAACAGGCGAUCGAUUUUCAUUCUUUAUUAUUAUCAGUAUAAAUUUGCAUACAUUUGGUUUAA
Messenger RNA from Amphibalanus amphitrite, 1398 nucleotides. RefSeq lists its product as uncharacterized. The record is from RefSeq and is a predicted model, not a curated record. The transcript has 2 exons. NCBI's taxonomy places the organism in Eukaryota, Metazoa, Arthropoda, Thecostraca, Balanomorpha, Balanidae. Gene Ontology annotation, molecular function: nucleic acid binding. The coding region runs from base 11 to 1081 and encodes 356 amino acids. Gene Ontology annotation, biological process: DNA integration.